Messenger RNA from Drepanopeziza brunnea f. sp. 'multigermtubi' MB_m1, 2118 nucleotides. RefSeq lists its product as uncharacterized. The record is from RefSeq and is a predicted model, not a curated record. Gene Ontology annotation, molecular function: DNA binding. Lineage: Eukaryota; Fungi; Ascomycota; Leotiomycetes; Helotiales; Drepanopezizaceae.
AUGGGAUGGGCAUCGGGCAUGGGCAGCCCGCAACAAGAUCUUACUCGUCGUCGUCGUCGUAGUGGUCGUGGUAGCGGUGGUGGCAGUGGUAGUUGGUGGUAUAUUACAGUAGGUAAGAGUAUCUCGCUCGAGUGUCCAGACUACGACUACGACUACGACUACUACUACGACUACUACUUCUACGACUACUCCUUCAACGACUACUCCUUCAACGACUACUCCUACUACGACUACUACUACUACCUCCAUCUCCAUCUCCAUCUCCAUCUCCAUCUCCAUCUCCAUCUUUCACUGCCCAUAAUACCCAUACAUAAACCCAUACCCAAACCCAGACCCAGACCCAGACCCAGACCCAGCCCCCAAAGCAUAACCCAAUCCAAUGCCAAUACCAAUAUUACUCAUACCCAUACCUAUAACAAUACUAGUGAUGCUAUCGAGAGCCCCGGCAUUCGAAUGGUGACGCGUGAUAAGUUGAGUCCCGAAGUCGACCUCGGACGUCGGGCGUCGGGAGUCGGCAUGGACGUGAACACCAAUAGUCAGAUCAACAUUAACAUCGACCCGGACCUACUGAACGAACGACGCCGAGGUCGACGAGCUAUCCCACCCUUCCACCCCUUCCACGCCUUACACCCCGUCCUCCACCACCACCCUGCCGCCGCGGCCGGAUCAGAUCCAGGCACCUUCCGCAAUCAUAUCUCGCGGGCGAGCUCGACUAUUACGGUCUACGCUUCGCCCCUCUCCCCCACCUUCUACGGCCAUAUCGCCUCUACACAGGAUGCGCUGCUCCUCUUCGAGGCGUGCCUCAGUGGCGCGCUAAACCACGUUGCGCGCCGUCCCCACGACCGCGAAAGGGUCAGUCUGAUCAAGAGCGGAAACGUCUUCAUCUACGAAGAGCACUCGUCCGGCAUCAAACGGUGGACCGACGGCGUGCCGUGGAGCCCCAGUCGGAUCCUCGGAAACUUUCUGGUCUACCGGGAACUAGAGAGACCCUUCCCCCCGGGAGAGAAGAAGAGGGCGAUGAAGCGUAGCAAGCGGUCGCCGGGCAUCAGCAAGCCCGAUCCGAUCGGGUCCAGCCAUGGGAUGAGCACCGGCUACAGCCCGGCGUCCGCAGCUGCCGCGAACUUCGAUUCCCAGAACCCGAAUUCGCUCAGCAAAGAGACCGAGCGGUCGCUGAUUGGAUCCCUCGUGGAUUCGUACGGCUUCAAGGAAGAAGGUCUGGUCAAGAAGACGGUGAGCGUCACGGUGGGGGGCGUGUCGCAUCACCUGGUCUCGUACUACACCGUCGCAGACGUGAUGAACAGCAAAUUUACAACCCCCUCCAAAGAUCCCCGAUUCCAGCACAUCACCCCCCGUCCCGAUCUCAUCACGAAGCAGAACUUCCGGACGCCCAUCGACGAGGUGGACUCCAUGGAUCGCAUGGAUGACCGCUCGGUGUACUCGAGCUACCCCUACGCCCGCAGCGGCUACGAGAUGACGAACCAGAGCAUCGCGCAUCGGCCCAUGCCUCUCCCCACGCCGCCCAUCACCUACGCCUCGAACCCGGCCGUGUACAACAACUAUGGGCCCUACGAGAGCCUUCCGCAGGGCCCGCCGCCGAACGGAUACGCAGGGCAAUACGCGGCGCCGUCCCCCAGCCUCUACCCAUCCACCAAAUCGGAGAGCAGCUACGACAUCGGGGGAGGCUACCGACCGCAGCGAUACAAUUCCGUCAUCGGCAUCGGCUCGGAAACGACGAGGACCCAGGUGCCGCCGGUGACGACCAAUUUCGCGCGGCGCGCGUCGAACUACGAACCCGGGGGGCCAACGGAUCCUGGGCUCUCCGGGAUCUCAUCUGCGUCAUCUGACUCGAAGCUCACGACCGACUCGGGCUACUCUUCUCAAGGAUUCUACGGGGGCAUGCGAGAAACCACGACGACUCCGCACAGCUACACCGGACACCGGUCGCUGCCCACGCCCACACACCAAACCACAUUUGAGCGGAUGCCGUCGCAAUCGUACAGCAGCACCCCGGUGGAGAGCCCCGGCCUCAAACAGGAGAAUAUGUGGUCCAUGGGAAAUUCGAGCGCGGGCCACGCGCACUACAUAGCCCCUCAAUGGGCGAGCACGGGCACCUCGUAA